AGUCAAGGAUUUGGCAUUGAAGUAACUGCAUAAAAAUGUGGCUCAGCCGUCCUGCACAGCUCCUCUGUGAUGCUUGGUCGCCGCUGAACCAGACCCCUCUGUCAGGGCCUUUAUCUACGCAUAUGGCUUGGUUUCUGUGUCUGUGUGCAUUUUUGGCUCUGGCUUUGUUAGCAGUGCACUUAAAACUCAGAUUGUCCAUGCAUGGCCCCCAGGAGCCCCCCCACCUUCCCACACUACCCCUGAUCGGCAGUUUGAUGAGCCUGCGAAGCCCACAACCUCCUCAUGUGCUUUUCAAAGGACUUCAAGGGAAAUAUGGACAGACGUACUCUCUAAAGAUGGGCUCCCAGAGUGUCAUUGUUGUCAACCAGCACAGACACGCUAGAGAAGUCCUGUUGAAGAAGGGAAAGACAUUUGCAGGGAGACCCAGAACUGUGACCACUGAUGUUCUGACCAGAAAUGGGAAAGAUAUUGCAUUUGGAGACUACAGUGCUACUUGGAGGUUCCACAGGAAAAUAGUCCACGGAGCUCUCUGCAUGUUUGGAGAGGGCUCUGCAUCCAUUGAGAAGAUCAUCUGUGCAGAGGCCCAGUCUUUGUGCUCUGUCCUGUCUGAGGCAGCAGCUGCUGGACUAGCUCUGGAUCUGUCUCCUGAACUGACUCGUGCUGUCACCAACGUCAUCUGUUCGCUCUGCUUCAACUCCUCCUACCACCGUGGAGACCCAGAGUUUGAGGCCAUGCUGGACUACAGCCAGGGCAUUGUUGACACUGUGGCAAAGGACAGCCUAGUUGACAUCUUCCCGUGGUUACAGAUGUUUCCCAAUGCAGACCUGUGCCUUCUAAAGCAGUGUGUUUCAAUCCGAGACAAACUUCUACAGAAGAAAUAUGAUGAACAUAAAGCAGAUUACAGUGACCAUGUGCAGAGAGACCUACUGGACGCUCUGCUAAGAGCCAAACGCAGCGCUGAGAACAACAACACAGCAGAGGUCAGUGCAGAAUCUGUGGGCCUCAGUGAAGACCACCUCCUCAUGACUGUGGGAGACAUCUUUGGAGCCGGAGUGGAAACCACAACCACUGUACUCAAAUGGGCUGUCACCUACCUCAUCCAUCACCCACAAGUGCAGAGACGUAUCCAGGAGGAGCUGGACAGUAAGGUGGGACGGGGGCGGUCACCCCAGCUCAGUGACAGAGGCAGUCUACCCUACCUGGAGGCCACCAUAAGGGAGGUGUUACGCAUCCGCCCUGUGGCCCCUCUUCUCAUCCCCCAUGUGGCCCUCAGUGACACCAGCAUUGGGGACUUCACUGUGAGGAAAGGAACUCGAGUCAUCAUCAACCUGUGGUCUCUGCACCAUGAUGAGAAGGAAUGGAAAAACCCUGAGCUCUUUGACCCUGGUCGGUUCUUAAACAAUGAAGGCACAAGUCUGAUCAUUCCGUCGUCCAGCUACCUGCCAUUUGGUGCAGGGGUCAGAGUCUGUCUGGGCGAGGCCUUGGCCAAGAUGGAGCUCUUCCUCUUCCUGUCUUGGAUCCUACAGCACUUCACCCUCUCUGUCCCAUCAGGCCACUCUCUGCCCAGUCUGGAAGGCAAGUUUGGUGUGGUCCUCCAGCCAGCCAAGUUCAAGGUGAACGCCACACCUAGAGCAGGGUCGGAGAGAAACAAGUGCCAGGCAUGUUAAGACAUGGCUUCAUGUUCUGGACAGCAAUUGCUCUCAGUUGCGAAAUGAACAUCCCACAGUACAUCAAUCAUGCAAUGGUGAACUUGACAUAUCAGAACAUCUCUUUGUAAUGCAUGAAAUUUAUUAUGUGUCAACUAACUGUUCCCAAAAUUAUUUAUACAUACGGUUCUGUCUGAUGCUGCGAGAAACCUGAAAUAUUGGCUAGACAAGGGCCUACUUAUCAACAUUUAACAGAACACCACAGUCUUUCAAUUCUAGAGUCGAAAACUAAAUAUAUUGAUUCUGCAGGUAAGAGUCAUAUGACCAGUGUCCAUUAAGCAGCACUGAUUCUAAGCAGCCACAUAUAUACAGUAUGAUGUACUGACAUUAUUAUUCACUCCACCUCCACAGCAAGGUAUGACAUCUGUACCUAUUCUUAAAAUAUAUUUCUUACUGUUUAUCCAUUAAAAUGACAUUGUAAAUCAUAAUAAAAGAGCUGUUGCAUGGCUGGCGUGGCUGUUUGGAGAAACAUAUUUUUUCACCAUAUACUUAAUAAUAUAACUCAUAUAUGCAACUAUUAAAAAGAAAACAUGUU
Molecule: messenger RNA, 2241 nt
Organism: Hippoglossus stenolepis (Pacific halibut)
Lineage: Eukaryota; Metazoa; Chordata; Actinopteri; Pleuronectiformes; Pleuronectidae
Gene: cyp17a1
Product: steroid 17-alpha-hydroxylase/17,20 lyase
Exons: 8
Coding region: 36-1667 (543 amino acids)
Biological process (GO): hormone biosynthetic process; progesterone metabolic process
Molecular function (GO): iron ion binding; steroid 17-alpha-monooxygenase activity; heme binding
Source: RefSeq, a predicted model, not a curated record